Molecule: messenger RNA, 3396 nt
Organism: Pelobates fuscus (common spadefoot toad)
Lineage: Eukaryota; Metazoa; Chordata; Amphibia; Anura; Pelobatidae
Gene: RNF20
Product: ring finger protein 20
Exons: 20
Coding region: 201-3104 (967 amino acids)
Cellular component (GO): nucleus; HULC complex
Molecular function (GO): metal ion binding; ubiquitin protein ligase activity
Source: RefSeq, a predicted model, not a curated record
CGUGGUGACGUCAUCCGGUGCUCCUGGAAGCGAUCAGCCGCUUGGUCCCCCGAGAACGGACAGGAAGUGAGGGAGACAGUGACAACGUACCGGCUCUGGCGGGCUGUCAUCACCAGGGGCUCGGAGAGAGGGGAACCAGGGAUCAAACCUAGAGUAAAAUCAAAUUAUAUCAGAGAGAGCGUCAGCCAGGACUCGGCACUAUGUCAGGAACCGGCAAUAAGAGAACUGCAGGGGAUAAUGUCAGCUCCUCAGCACCCCCAGAAAAGAAGGCUGCAGUUGAGGACUCAGGGACCACGGUGGAGACCAUUAAACUUGGCGGUGUUUCAUCUACGGAAGAACAGGACUUGCGUACUCUUCAGGUUAAGAACAAGAAGUUGGCUGGAAUGUUAGACCAGAGACAAGCUAUAGAAGAUGAACUACGAGAUCGCAUUGAGACCUUAGAGAAAAGGCAGGCAACAGAUGAUGCAUCUCUCCUAAUAAUUAACAGAUACUGGAGUCAGUUUGAUGAAAACAUUAGGAUUCUCCUAGGUCGGUAUGAUUUGGAUCAGGAUUUGGGAGAGUUUUUAAGUGAACGAAAAGCAUUAGUGCUUCCUGAACCUGAACCAGAUUCUGACAGUAAUCCUGAGCGCAAGGAAACUGAUCGGGGUGAGGGUCUAUGGGAAGCUCCACUUUCUUUCUUGGCUACGCUAGCCAGCAGUAGCAGUGAAGAAAUUGAAACCCAGCUGCAGGAACGUGUGGAAUCCUCGCAUAGAGCUGUCUCCCGCAUAGCACUGGUGUAUGACCGCUUACAUGCACGCCUGGAUCAACUGUCCAUUAAACUCAAUAGUACAGACCCCACACUGAUGGAGGAGGCAGUUCGAGAUCUAAAUUCUUUGUUAACUAAUGAGAAUGCUCGACUGCAGGAAGUGUGUACUUUGUUGCAGGAGAAACAGCAGAGCAUGUCUCAAGAGUUCUCACAGCUGCAAUGUCGGUUAGAAAAUGCAGAGUCCCGAGUCUCCGUCCUAGAUGGUCUUAUUGAGGAUCUACAGUGGGAUAUUGAUAAAGUCCGCAAACGAGAACAGCGCCUUAACAGACACUUGUCUGAAGUUCUUGAGAGAGUUAAUUCCAAGGGAUACAAAGUGUACGGGGCUGGCAGUAGUUUGUACGGAGGAACUAUUACUAUCAACUCAAAAAAGUUUGAAGAGAUGACAUCUGAAGUAGAUAUGAAUAAGGAGCUAGCUGUGAACCGCUUGCAGGAAUUAGAAAAACUGAAACAAGACUUAAACGAAGUAACAUCAGAGAACCAUGAAUUGCAGGCUGAGCUUGUGAGUGCUGUGGAGAGCAAUGUCCGAAUUUCCCCAGAGUAUCGCUGUAUGCAGUCACAGUUCUCUGUUUUGUAUAAUGAGUCCUUGCAACUGAAGGCCCAACUGGAUGAAACUCGGUCUUUACUGCAUGCAACGCGCUCUAAUCAUCAGCGUCAGCUUGAUUUGAUUGAGCGGGAUGAACUGUCUCUCCAGAAAAAGGUUCGCACUGAAGUGAUUCAGUUAGAGGAUACGCUUGCUCAAGUGCGUAAAGAAUAUGAAAUGCUUAGAAUAGAGUUUGAGCAGACUCUGGCUGCCAAUGAACAAGCUGGUCCCAUUAAUAGAGAGAUGAGACAUCUGAUCAGCAGCUUACAGAACCAUAAUCACCAGUUAAAGGGAGAGGUACUGAGGUAUAAGAGACGUCUGCGAGAGAUACAAGGAGAUAUUAACAAGAUUCGUUCUCGCAACAGUAGUACGCUUUUCAUGCUGCCUUCCCAAUCUAGCAUUGAUGAGUCAAAGGAAGAGGCACUUGAAAUAAAGACUGAGCCUGAAGAGACUGCCAUUCCAACACCCGCCAUCACUCAGCUUGAAACUACUAUUAAGCGUGAGGAAGAGGAAGUACAGCCUCCACAAACACAGUCACAGCCAAAAGACAAAAGGGAACGCGAAAGAGAGCGUGAACGAGACAGAGGACGAGAGAAAGAAAGAGGAGACAGUUCCAAGGAAAAAUCAAAACAUGAGUCUGAUUCAAAGCGAAAAGAGGCAGAGUCUGUUAAACAGAUGAAAGCAGAGCUAAAGAGAGUGCAGGAGUCCUUGAGAGACAUGAAGCUGCUUUUAGACAUGUAUCGUUCGGCACCCAAGGAACAGAGAGACAAGGUUCAAUUGAUGGCGGCAGAGAGAAAGAGUAAAGCAGAGUUAGAAGAACUGCGUCAACGUCAUCGGGAGCUAGAGGAAAGAGAGCGUAGGGAUAGUAAGAAGAUGGCAGAUGAAGAUGCUCUACGCAGAAUGAGAUCAGCUGAAGAGCAAACCGAAGCCCUCCAGAAAAGACUUUCUACAGCAAAACAGGAGGAGGAGGCACUGCUGUCAGAAAUGGAUGUCACGGGCCAGGCAUUUGAGGAUAUGCAAGAGCAGAACAUCCGGCUGAUGCAACAGCUCAGAGAAAAGGAUGAUGCCAACUUUAAGCUGAUGUCUGAGAGGAUCAAAUCAAACCAGAUCCAUAAACUUUUAAAGGAGGAAAAGGAGGAGUUGGCAGACCAGCUCCUUACUCUUCGCACACAGGUAGAUGCUCAACUACAGGUUCUUCGAAAACUUGAAGAAAAGGAACAUUUACUCCAGAGCAGCAUAAAUACAGGAGAGAAGGAACUGACUUUGCGUACACAAGCACUGGAUCUUAGCAAACGCAAGGCAUCAGAGGCUUCACAGCAAGCAGAGGAGCUGCGCUCACAGAUGGAAGUAUCUCAAAAGAAAUUGCGAGAUUUGAGAACAGAAAUAAUUGAAAAUAGUGCAAACCGGGAGAAGGAUGCAUUUAACUACAAGAGAGCUCAGGAGGACAUAUCUCGUCUGCGGAAGAAAUUGGAAUCCACAAAAAAACCUGAUUUGGUGCCAACGUGUGAUAAAAUUCUUAUGGAAGAAAUCAAAGAAUAUAAGACCAGACUCACUUGUCCAUGCUGCAAUUCAAGGAAGAUGGAUGUUGUCCUCACCAAGUGUUUCCAUGUAUUCUGCUUCGAAUGUGUGAAGACACGCUAUGACACAAGGCAGCGCAAAUGCCCCAAGUGUAAUGCAGCUUUUGGAGCCAACGACUUCCAUCGUAUCUACAUUGGUUGAAUUGUACAAUACAUUCCAAUGCCCCAGCAGCUCCCUGCUUGCAUAGACAUUAUAGACCUACCCGCAUGUGUAACUUCCCUACUCUACAUGGACACAUUGCGCUGCAGGAAUAGCAUCCUCGUAUAGUCCCCUAACAAACCUCUCAUAGAAAAGUGUGAAGCUUAAUGUACUCUACAAAUUCCCAUUUCUAAAAAAAAAAAAUAUUCUUUUAUACUACUACAUCGAGAAAUGAAAUUGGGCUGAUUGUUGUUUCUUGUGACAUAAGCUGUAAUUAAAUUAUUUUCCUUGAAAA